Aphanomyces invadans is the source of this 2042-nucleotide messenger RNA. RefSeq lists its product as hypothetical. Bases 403 to 1749 code for a protein of 448 amino acids. Lineage: Eukaryota; Oomycota; Saprolegniomycetes; Saprolegniales; Verrucalvaceae. The record is from RefSeq and is a predicted model, not a curated record. The transcript has 3 exons.
ACGUUCAUGGCAAGUCAUGGCUUCACCAGCACACGCCGCCCAUCGGAGUCAACGGUGCCACUGCAUAUCAUACAAGCGGGUGGUGGAGGCUGGAUAAGUAGAUGGAUGGCUCGGUGCUGCUGGAAAGGAAUCAGGACUCAGCUCACAGAACGCAUGCCAUGUUGCCACUGCCCAUAGGUUCAAGGGUUUAGAAUAAACGAAUCGUCCCCAUAUUCCCAUCCACGAAGCACAGAGAUUCAUCAGCAUGGGGUGCUUUCUCGAAGUCCACCAUCUCUCAUGCGCCUAGAAACACUCCAAACGUAUCCAUCUGCGGCAGUCUUGUCGGCCUAUAAAUAGCUAGCAUCCACGACAAUCUGUACAUGGCCACUUUGGCAUCCUUGGGCAAGCACCAAAAUCCAGGCCAUGGCAAUCGGCACAGCGUGGUGGUUCGUUGCUGCAGCGGUUAUUGCCACGUCGACAGACGCCGCCAGCGGGAUCUGCUACGAUUCGUUUCAAGCUAUCGGCAACGUCGAUGCGCAUUUCGCCUUUCUCAAGCAAAAGUUUGGCGCCGUUCGCACGUACCAAACGUCGGUCGCCAACCAGUUGAACCUCAUCGAUGCCGCUGCGACAGCGGGCCUGCAAGUGGCAGCGGGGAUCUGGCUUCGGGGACCGAUUGCGUUCGAGGACGACUUGAAAGCUGCCGUGGAUGGCGCCAAGCGCCACCCAAACAACGUUGUCGCUGUGUACGUGGGGAAUGAAGACUUGGACCACAAUUGGAGUGCGUCGCAAAUCGCGGACAAGAUCCGCGUGGUGCGGGCGGCGUUCGCGGCACAGGGCCUUGGCCGUAUUCCAAUUGGAACGGUGCAAACGGACGGACAAUUUCUCGCGAAUCCCGACCUCGUUGCGGUUUGCGAUGUUGUCGGUGUCAACAUUUACCCAUUCUUUGACGCGUCGGCGUUCUCCAUGAUGUUUCCUGUCGACAAUCUCGACAAGCGGUACGCAGCUAUGGUGCGAACGUUUGGACAGAAAGUCCGCCUCACCGAAACGGGGUGGCCCAGUGCCGGCAUCACGCAAGGCAACUACGUGUCCAGUCGUGCCAAUGCUGCCCAGUAUUUUAAGGACUACGAGGCGUGGGUGGACAAGUUGACGGGCGAGACGAGCCAAUGGCCAUUUUACUUUCAAUUUGCUGAUGUGCCGGCCAAAGUCGGCUUUGAGGGCCACUUUGGGCUGUCUGUCGAUGGCGCGUCGUGGAAGUUUGACGUGAUUCCGACGACGACGCCUGCCCCAACGACCACAACGCCCCCACCCACGACGACGACUCCAAAACCGACCACCACGACCCCCAAACCCACCACAACGAUGGCAUCUACCUCAACUGUAUCCCCCGCAGCAAAUGCCGCGAACGGUUCGCCCAAGUCAGCAGCAGCGAACUUACCCAAUGGAGCUGGCGCGGAUUCCUCUGGCAAUCCAAGUCCUACGGUCCUGCCAAACGAUGCUCCACCAGCCCCGGCGGCUAAUGGCAAUCUCGGUGGCGGCUCGAAGGAAAAUACCGUGGAAGCGAUUACGGCUGACGCCAAGUCAUCGACGAGCACUUCAAGCGGUGCCGCGGCAGGGUGGAGCGUCUUUGGCAUUGUCGCAGGGCUCGUCGUGGGAUUCGUUGCCAUUCGAAAGUACCGCCAGUACUUGAACAAGAAGGACCGAGACGUAUGCACCGACGCAUCCGGUCAGACGUUUAUGACGUACCAGCGAGGUGAAGUCGCAAUUUUGUAAUGCCAGUCUUUCCAAAUAUCGUUUCGUGCCCCCUAUUCACACCAUACCAGCUCUGCCACCAACGCCGAACGACUGGUUUCGAACGUCCAGCACCUCGUGCACGCGACUCUUUGGUUCAAAAACCAUUGGCGUCAUCGACAGAAGUCGCGCUCUUGUACACAGCAUGACGACCACGGAAGCUCACAUUCCGAUGCUGCCACGGGAUCGAAGCACCGUUUUUGACAAGUCUACGAAGGUCCUGCGACUAGGUAGCGCCGUUAUAGCUGUUCAUCAAUGGACAAUGAUUAGCUUCC